AUGGCGCCGCCGGACGCGAAGCCGGGCCAGAACCGGCCUCUUUAUGUUGUUCAUGUGGAGCCGGACAGAAUCCACAAGCAGCCGGCUGUCGGUUCAGAACACAGCCUCCGUGUGUCUCCUCAGGUGUCGGCCACCUUCGCCGCCAGCCUGGUCACCAGCCCGGCCAUCGGCGCCUAUCUGUCGGCGCAGUACGGUGACAGCCUGGUGGUCCUGGUCGCCACGGUGAUCGCGGUGGCCGACAUCGCCUUCGUGUUCUUCGUCGUCCCCGAGUCGCUGCCGGACAAGAUGAGGCUGACGUCCUGGGGCUUCCCCAUCUCCUGGGAGCAGGCCGACCCCUUCGCCUCUCUGCGUCGGGUUGGAAAAGACACCACGGUGCUGCUGAUCUGUGUCACGGUGUUCCUGUCCUACCUGCCCGAGGCCGGACAGUACUCCAGCUUCUUCCUCUACCUGAGACAGGUGAUCGAGUUUUCUCCGGCGGCCAUCGCUGCCUUCAUCGCCAUGGUGGGGAUCCUCUCCAUAGUCGCUCAGACUCUGUUCCUCAGCGUUCUCAUGAGAACCAUCGGGAACAAGAACACGGUUCUGCUGGGCCUGGGCUUCCAGCUCUUCCAGCUGGCCUGGUAUGGCUUCGGCUCCGAGCCCUGGAUGAUGUGGGCGGCAGGAACCGUGGCAGCCAUGUCCUCCAUCACCUUCCCAGCAGUCUCUGCUCUGGUGUCGCACAGCGCCUCACCUGACCAGCAAGGUGUGGUCCAGGGGAUGAUCACCGGCAUCAGAGGUCUGUGCAACGGUCUGGGCCCGGCUCUGUACGGCUUCAUCUUCUUCCUCUUCAACGUGGAGCUGAACGACAUGGAGCCGGUGGCGGGAAGAACCGCGGACACCGAGAAGUCGGUCAUCCCGGGUCCUCCCUUCCUGUUCGGAGCCUGCGCCGUCGUAUUCGCCCUGCUGGUGGCCAUCUUCAUCCCCGAGCACCACCGAUUGGCCGACGUCAAGUCCUGCUCCGCCCACAAGGCUGGCGGUUCCUCCUCGUCCGCUCAGAACGCCAGCCCACUGGCCACGCCCACCAGCGACGCCGAGGACAUUGAGCCGUUACUGCAGGACAGCCGCAUGUGAUGGCUGACCAAUCGCAGCGCUGCGCCCUCUCUGCAGGCCCCGCCCUCCCUGCAGGCCCCGCCUCCUCCCCGUGGGGGCGUUUGUUUAGUUCUACCUGCGGCAGCCACACUGACGGGUUUAGUUUAGACGGGCUUCAUCAGGAGGUUCUCUCUUAAAUUAGCAGAACUGUUUACGUGUUGGUAGAACUUCACCGGUCGUUUCUACACCUGAAGCCAUGUGUUGCACCUGCCCAGGUGUGCUGGGGCAGGUAGAACCAAAGGGCGUCUGUCAGUGACCAUCUCAGUGGCCUCUUAGCACCAGUAUGAACCACUCCCUGCUUUCUAACCGGCAGGGAGGCGGGACCAAACCGGCAGCGUCCCAGCUCAUCACGCCGCCGUAGCGUUUCAUCACCGCUCAAGCAAAACGCCAAACACUCUGGUUUGAGCUUCUCCCAGGAGACGGUGUGCUCCGUUCUGGUGGGUCCAGCAGCCUUUGGUUCUGCCUCUACCGCCACGUUUUGUAGCCGCUUUUGUAUGAACUUCAUUAAUCAGAGUAAAUGAUGCUGAUGAACCUGGACGAGCUGCUGCAGUCCACGUAGCCGUCGGCGUUUCUAGUCGUUCACCGUCUCCAUCGUCUUGGUGUUUGUCAUCAACGGAGCUGUUGAUCCAUCAGCCGCUCACCAACUGCUCUGAUAAGAGAUGAGGAGUCUUUUUAAAGAAUACACGCAGCCGUCAGGAGCAGAACUCACUAUGUUUGGACUGAACGGAUCAACCCUCUGAACCCGGAGCUCACAUCAGCUCACAAAGUCCUGCAGCUCGGUGGAACCAGAACAACCAGAAGACGUCUCUAUUAGAGCGCCGUCAAGUGUUCAAACACAUUCAGAGUUUAUUUAAUAAAAUAAGUCAAUCGACCUGGAAUCCACGUGAGCCGCGGUUUUUAAAGUUGGACAUUUUUAAAUGAGUCUCCAUCUGUAGUCGGGUCAGAACGUCUACAGAGGUUUGUCCCGUGAGGCGGUCGAGGCUUCCUGGUUCCACCGAGACGUUGAGAUUUGGGUUUUUACAGAAACUAGUUUGAGGAAACUCUGAGACUUUAUGAAAUAUCCCCCCAAAAAAUUUUGAUGAAAUAUUCCAGUUUUAAACUCAGAUUUUUGUUUGAUAUGUUCAAGGACUGUUGGAAACCUGAGCGUUGUUUCUGCUCUUUAAAGAGGACUCGCUCUGCAGAGCCGCUGAUGGUUCUGGGGUCCAGAGAGUUCAUCACAAGUUCAACCGGAGUGACUUCAGCAGACCGAUGGUAGAAACCGCCGGCAGCCUUCGCUCACGUUUUAGCGCUCAGUGGUUCUGGUCGGGCAGCCGGUCCGCCUCCAGAGGGACCUUCAACGUAAACACAUCCGCUAUCAGAACCGUCAGUCUGGUUGCCGCCUGAACUCCACCCAUCAGGCCUGCAGAGGUCAGCGCAUCAAACGCUCCUCACCCUCGAUUGGCUGCACAGCUGAGGCCACCUGGAGGAGGACAGUGGGGGGGGGGGGGGGGGGGGGGCUGGUCACACUGAGCAUGUGCGGCUCAGAUGGAUUGUGACGUCAUCGUGUUUCCGCCUCCAGCAGACGGACCAGGUGAGGAAGAAGAACACCUCAGAGUUGAUCCUCCGGUACCUUCAGUGUUUCUGUGGGUCAGGCUCAUGAGCUGGACUCCAGGCCGGGUUUGGACUCCAGGCCGGGUUUGGACUCCAGGCCGGGUUUGGACUCCUGAUCUCUACACGUGGGUUUAUAAACUCCUCUCAGCGUGUUCUCUGUGAUGUCCUGCAGAGGGCAGCAGACGCCCAGCAGUCCUCCCUUUCAUCCACCGGAUCAGUAUCGGUUCCGUCUCCUCGUCUCUCCUCCUCGUGUCUGAACGCCGUCGGUGCCCCUCCCCUCCCCUCCCUGCUCGCCUGCCGUCCAGGUGGGCGAAUGGAGCGCUCCCAGUUACUGACGGAACCACGCGGUGCCAUGUUAUUUGUUUCUGUCUGUUGUUUCUGCUUUUGUCUGUUUGUUAAACCCGAGACAUUCCCGAAGAAACUAACCUGCUGCCGUGGCAACAGCCCGGGAUGCUGUCUCCAUGGCAACAGCAGUUUAGCUGGUUAAAGGUGAAAUAAUCAGUUUAAAAACAACUCUGAAGGUCUGCCGGUUACCGGGCUGGACCGCUCAGUUAGAAGCUCACGGUGGGUUGGGUUGGACUGGUUCUGCUGCAGAGUGGUUCUGACUCGCUGGAGCCGGCGCUGCUGGUCGUCCACAACAACCAGCUUCAGAACUUCUGCUUCUAGUUUCUGGUUCUGGCCUUCAGACUUGAUCUCACUCAGCUUCUCCUGACCCACUGAUCGGUUCAGUUCUCCUGUGGACCCCCUGAACCACCUGGAGCUCCUUAGGAACCAGGAGGACCAGGAGGAGGAUCUGGCCGCAGGAACAGAACCUCCCACAUCAGCAGCGUCGCAGCUCCAGAAGCAGCUGAGCAGGUAGACGAAGACGUUCAGGUCCAUGAAGCCCGACCAGAAGAUGGAGGACCAGACCUUCAGCCAGCUGGUUCUCUGAGUUCUGACUGAGUCCUGCUGCUGCUGCUGGAGGACAGACAGCUGCAGGGUGUUCUUCUACCGUCUGGACUCUGUGUGGCGCUGUGGUUCUGUCGGGCUUCACGUCUCACUGGAGCGUCUGCUGGUGAUGCUUUCAGAGGCUCAAACGAACCAGAAACAUCACAUUCAGUAGUUUUAACGUUUUCUGGAGAAUCCUGGAUCCAGAUCCAGUUCAGACGUUUGAUUUAGUUCCACUGUUGGGCUUUUAUUUUGGAAUCAUGGCUCCUUCCUGCUCUGACCUCACGUGGUUUCCAGUGGUUCUGCUCCGAUUCGUCGCCGAGCAGCUGAAACGUGAGGCGGACGUUUUGCAUCGCGGUGAGACGUGAAGCUCGAAGCUCCUGAGCUGCAGCGCUUCUGGACCGGUUCUGUCCGUCUGCGGGUUUGAUUAGCCGCUGACUCCUACAGAACACACUCACACAGUCAGACCAUGUCUCCAGAUGUCUCCAGAUGUCUCCAGAUGUCUCCUCCCGACGCAGAACGUUUGCUGAACGCUGCACUUUACUUUCUCUGAACGUGCCUCGAACCACCUCCGUGUCCGUUGCGUCUGUUUUUCUAUGAGACCAGGAGACGAGUUGCUUCCUGCAUCCAGGACGUUGGUCCAUCGUGUCUGUGAGAAUCAUGACGAGGAAAAUAAAAGGAUGGAGCUGGACUCGGUCUCUGGGUUUUGAUUCAUGGCUCAGUCUCAGAAUCACUCGCAGGUUUAAAGUCGCGUCCUCCCACAGCGACGAAGUGAAACCGUGUUGUCAGCACGCUUUAGUUUCACUUUUUAGAUUUUUCAUUAACUUCCAAACAUCUCAGGUGGAGAUUAAAUUAAAUUAAACCAACGACAACAUUCAGGGUGAAGGAUCCACCGAGAAGCAUCUGGGUUUAGAAAAGAGCUGCUUCAGACCACGUCAACAGACUUUUAUUAAAGUUAGAGAACGUCAGACGAAGCUGCUGCAGGAAAAUACAAAAAUACAAACAUCUGGAGAGCCUUACAGGAACGUUUUAGGAACAUAGUCGCAGCUCAAACAACAAACAAACUGAAUCUCUGACCAACAAACCGUCUGAUGAGUCUUUAAACCUGUAAAUCAGCAAACGUUCGGCUUCCUUCUUCAUUUGGUCACAGCUUCACUCUUCAGCCUGAUAAACCCAGAAACGUCCUCACAUGACCUCUGAUAAUCACUCAUCAAUAAUCACUCAUCAAUAAUCACUCAUCAGUAAUCACUCAUCAAUAA
This is a messenger RNA of Stegastes partitus (bicolor damselfish), 4901 nucleotides long. Its product is annotated as hippocampus abundant transcript 1 protein-like. The transcript is spliced from 8 exons. Gene Ontology annotation, biological process: transmembrane transport. Lineage: Eukaryota; Metazoa; Chordata; Actinopteri; Pomacentridae. The coding region runs from base 1 to 1107 and encodes 368 amino acids. The record is from RefSeq and is a predicted model, not a curated record. Gene Ontology annotation, molecular function: transmembrane transporter activity.